UUCUAAAAUACACGCAGUUCCUGCCCUAAAUUUUCAUGGAAAUUUUAUUGAACUACCAAACCUUUGCUAAAAAUUUGCUUGCUAAUGUACCAAUUUCUAUCCCAGGGAUAUCAUUUUCCUGAUGGCCCAUAUGUAGAGUACAUCGGGAACAUACCAGCUGACAAGAGAGGCCAGGUUUUGACCGAUCUUAACAGAGAGGCUACGAGAUUAGUGAAGGAAGCGAUCCCAGUUGGUGUGCGGAGAAAUGAAAAAGGGGAGCGAAUGGUGAAUGUUGGUGGGACGGAGUGCAUGUGUGGAGGAACCCACGUACAGAAUACUGCAGACAUCAGAUAUUUCACUGCCACUAAAAUAAAGAAGAACAAGAAAAACGUUCGUGUAUCGUAUAAUCUGAACGGCGAAUGACAUAACCUCCUUUAUCGUGUUAGUGUUUACUGCCAUGUAUAAUGAUGUUCAAAUGACGAUCAUGUCAUCUUUGCCAAGAAACCACGAGUUCAUUUCCUUCAAAGCAUCCACUUUGGGACGACAUUUUGUUCUCGCCAAAGGGGUGCACUAAAUAGAGCUCCUGUCGAGACACGCGUGAGUGUCAAACUCCAGUGGAAGAUUCUUUGCUGAUCUCUCGUGUAUCGACAGUUGUGCCGGG
Messenger RNA from Geodia barretti, 640 nucleotides. The record is from the annotation of a GenBank genome assembly. NCBI's taxonomy places the organism in Eukaryota, Metazoa, Porifera, Demospongiae, Tetractinellida, Geodiidae.